Messenger RNA from Asparagus officinalis (garden asparagus), 4293 nucleotides. RefSeq names its product probable histidine kinase 3. The transcript is spliced from 11 exons. Gene Ontology annotation, molecular function: phosphorelay sensor kinase activity. The record is from RefSeq and is a predicted model, not a curated record. Lineage: Eukaryota; Viridiplantae; Streptophyta; Magnoliopsida; Asparagales; Asparagaceae. The coding region runs from base 724 to 3777 and encodes 1017 amino acids. Gene Ontology annotation, biological process: phosphorelay signal transduction system; phosphorylation.
GUUUUUUUUUUAUUUAUUGUUAUAUAUAUUUUUUUAAAUUCGGUCGCCUUUUUACGGAUUUAUGAUGGAUAGAUAAAUGGCCUAAUGCAGCCAAGCCGAACCCCACUCCCUCUCCCCCUGUCUCUAAUAAACAAAUCCCCUUUCGUUUUGAGCCAAAGCUCUCCUCUCAAUCAUCACAGCCAUUAAUCCUCAUCAUCACCCUCCUCUCUUCUUGUUUCCUAUCCCGUUCGCCACCCUCUCGCUAGCGUCACUGUUUGAUUCCGAGUGGGAAAAACCUGAGUCGGUCUCUCUCUCUCUCUCUCUCUAGGCUCACUCGCUGUGUUUUCUUCUUCUUUCUCUUGCUUUUAGGUUGUCGUCGGGGAGGUAAAGGUUGGAUCUUUUUACAUGAACUGGGUUUCUCAAGGGAGACCACCUCGUGGGCUGUCGUUAAAUUUCCUGCUCGCUGGGUUAGGAUCUUGUUUUCUCGCUGAAGUUUCGAUCUUGUGAUGUGGGUUUGAGUUGGGUUUUCUUUUUUUUUUUCCUGCUUUCGGAGUCCUGGACGCUUUUUAGCGACCUCAUUCGUGAACAGGAGAUGCCUGGCCUGGGAGUUUCUGUUUAACUCGAGUUGGAUAGGACCUGACAUAAUCCGAGGGAGGGGCGGGGCUCAAUUGGUCUUUUCCCGGCUACUUUCUUUCCUCUCCCCGGUGGAGACUGAGUUGGUUCCAGCUCUCGUCCCAUCUUUGGAUGAGCUUUCUCCAUGCCCUGGGCCUUGAUUCGGUGCUGGUGUACUUGGCCUUGAUCCUAUGUUGGUGGUUGCUCUCCGGCAUCCCCAUGAACUGGCUCAUUGAUGCCCAGGUGAUGGAGCAAAGGCCUGGUUUCCUCCACGGAAAGACAAAGUUCCUGCUUGAUUUGUCGGAAAAGCUCUCGGUGAGAGGGUGGAAGAAUCACAUCUACUGCCAUUAUUUCGGCUCGAAGAGGAUCAGAGAGACAUGGUGGAGAAAGCUUCUCUUCUUGUGGGUGGUCGGCUGGCUUUUGGGCUCUCUGUGGAUAUUCUGGUUUAUGAACUCUCAGGCCAUCGAGAAGAGGAGGGAGACGCUGGCGAGCAUGUGCGAUGAGCGUGCUCGGAUGCUGCAGGACCAGUUCAAUGUGAGCAUGAACCAUCUUCAGGCCUUGGCCAUUUUGGUCUCCACCUUUCACCAUGCCAAAUCCCCCUCCGCCAUUGAUCAGGUAACUUUUGCAAGAUAUGCGGAGAGAACUGCCUUUGAGAGACCGUUGACAAGUGGUGUAGCCUAUGCUGUGAAAGUUUUGCGUUCUGAGAGAGAAGAGUUUGAGAAGCAACAAGGAUGGACUAUAAAGAAAAUGGAAACACAAGAGGUAUCGCCUGUUGAAGAGGAGUACGCCCCUGUCAUCUUUGCCCAGGAUGCUUAUAAACAUGUUAUAUCUCUAGAUAUGCUGACUGGGAAGGAAGAUCGAGAGAAUAUUCUACGAGCUAGAGCAUCUGGAAAGGGGGUCCUCACGGCUCCCUUCCCGCUCCUAAAAUCAAACCGCUUAGGUGUCAUACUCACCUAUGCUGUUUAUAAAUCAGAACUUCCAUCGAAUGCAACUCCAGUCGAGCGGAUCCAAGCAGCCAUUGGUUACCUAGGUGGAAUCUUUGACAUAGAGGCUUUGGUGGAUAAGUUGCUUCACCAACUUGCAUGUAAGCAAUCCAUUAUGGUGAACGUUUACGACACCACUGAUCCUUAUGAUCCCAUUAGCAUGUAUGGUUCAAAUGUGACUGGUAAUGGGAUAUAUCAUAACAGCAGCCUUCACUUUGGGGACCCUAUGAGGAAGCAUGAAAUGCAUUGCAGGUUUACGCAGAAGCCCCCAUUGCCGUGGCUUGCAAUCACAACAUCAAUCGGUACUCUUGUGAUUGCCUUGCUAAUUGGAUACAUAUUCCAUGCAACGGUCAACCGCAUUGCCAAAGUGGAAGAUGAUUACCGAGAGAUGAUGGUGCUCAAGAAACGAGCAGAAGCAGCAGAUGUUGCAAAGUCCCAGUUCCUGGCGACUGUUUCUCAUGAGAUCAGGACUCCCAUGAAUGGUGUUUUAGGUAUGUUGCAAAUGCUUAUGGAUACUGAUCUGGAUAUAACCCAACAAGAUUAUGUGAGAACUGCCCAAGCUAGUGGUAAAGCUUUGGUAUCACUUAUAAAUGAGGUGCUGGACCAGGCAAAAAUCGAGUCCGGAAAACUUGAGCUUGAGGCUGUCCAAUUCGAGUUGAGAACAAUUUUAGAUGAUGUCUUGUCACUUUUCUAUGGGAAAUCUCAAGAGAAAGGGAUUGAGUUGGCAGUUUAUGUAUCGGAUCAGGUCCCUGAAGUUUUAAUUGGUGACCCGGGUAGAAUAAGGCAAAUCAUCACAAAUCUUAUGGGGAACUCAAUUAAGUUCACAGAUAAGGGCCAUAUCUUUGUUACCGUCCAUCUCGUUGAAGAGGUGAUGGCAAAUUCGUUAGAGGUGGAAUCAGGAACUCCAUACCAAUAUUCAUUGAGUGUAUUUCCGAUUGUUGAUAAAAAACGCAGUUGGGAGAAUUUUAAGAUAUUCAAUCAAGAUGCUUCAGGAUAUCAGUCUUUCUCAUCACCUUCUUUGGAUCCCAUAAAUCUUAUCAUAUCAGUGGAAGAUACUGGUGUAGGAAUCCCUCGAGAAGCCCAAUCUCGGGUCUUCACUCCAUUUAUGCAAGUACGGCCAUCAAUUUCUCGGAUUCACGGGGGCACGGGCAUCGGCCUAAGCAUUAGCAAAUGCUUGGUUGGUCUCAUGAAGGGAGAGAUUGGGUUUGUUAGCGAACCACAUAUAGGUUCAACUUUCACUUUUACCGCGGUUCUUUCACGAGCACACAGCACUUCUAAUGAAUACAAGCCAUCCGAGUUUCAAGGAAUGAAAGCAUUAGUGAUUGAUCAUAGACCGGCUCGUGCUAAAGUUACGGAGUAUCAUCUCCAAAGGCUUGGGAUUCAUGCGAAACUGGCCACCGAUAUAAGCCAAGUUCUCCGAUUAAUGACAAAUGGAUCUCUAGUAGUCAAGAUGAUUCUUGUUGACAAGGAAACUUGGAUGAAGGAAGCUGACAUCUGGCCUUUCUUUAUGAGCAUUUUAAGGAAAGUUGACUCAUCUGACAUCCCCAAGAUUUUUCUUCUUUCAAAUCCUUCAAUUGCUAACAAGAGCAAUUCUGUGAGCUCUACUGAAUACAUCUCUAGUAUAAUUAUGAAGCCCCUAAGAGCAAGCAUGCUACUUGUCUCUCUGCAACGGGUUAUGGGCAAUGGGGAUAAGGACGUUUCCCAAAAUGGAGGGCCACCUAGUUUGUCAUUGAGAAACCUUCUACAUGGAAGGAAUAUACUAGUUGUGGAUGAUAAUAUAGUGAAUCUUAGGGUAGCUGCAGGUGCUCUGAAGAAGUACGGAGCUGAAGUUGCUUGUGCGGAGAGCGGGAAAAAGGCAAUUGAUAUGCUCAAGCCACCACAUUUGUUCGAUGCUUGUUUCAUGGACAUUCAAAUGCCAGAAAUGGAUGGGUUUGAAGCUACUCGAAGGAUUCGGGAGAUGGAGAAAAAUGUUUAUGACAGUAUAAAACACGGGGAAUCAACUUUAGAAUCUUAUGGAGAUGUCUUGCACUGGCACAUUCCUAUAUUGGCCAUGACAGCUGACGUCAUACAAGCCACACAUGAGGAGUGUCUAAAAUCGGGGAUGGAUGGCUAUGUGUCUAAGCCAUUUGAAGGAGAACAACUAUAUAAGGAAGUAGUGCGUUUUUUUAAAUCAACCACCACAAGAACAAAGGAGAAUAGUUAAGUAUACACUUGUGUGAUGCUAAAGGGCAUUGGCAUGAGAGAUCUUCUCGCAUUGUCAUCGGGCAUCAGAUUGAUUUUUGGGUUGCUUUGAUGAGUAAGCAUUUCUUUAACUACAUUUCAAGGGACCACAUAUUGCAGGUAUAUAUUUUUUAUCCUCGUAUGAGAAGUCCCAACAUCUGAAACAAUCAUUGUUCACCAUUCGCUAUCAGAAUAUCAGAAGUUCCCGAAUAAUAAAAAAAGAAUUGCUCCAUGACAUAGCGAUAAAGCAUCUCACUUUUGCUGAUUCUUACACUGUGAAAUAGUAAAGGUAGAACUAGGGAAAAAGAACUAUCGUCUCAGUUUGAGCUCCGUAAGGAGUGUACAGCUUUGUCCCCCAUUGUUCAUAUGUUCCAUUUAUUUGUUUGAUGUUGUGAUAAUACAAAGCAUUCUUUGGUAACGAAGGAAUGCGUGAAUGUAAAAAAGCUAUACAGUUGUAUAAAGUUUGAUGCAAUGAAAUGAGGGUUUUUGUCCCACCAUA